Molecule: messenger RNA, 2424 nt
Organism: Cyphellophora europaea CBS 101466
Lineage: Eukaryota; Fungi; Ascomycota; Eurotiomycetes; Chaetothyriales; Cyphellophoraceae
Product: aconitate hydratase, mitochondrial
Exons: 3
Coding region: 1-2424 (807 amino acids)
Biological process (GO): tricarboxylic acid cycle
Cellular component (GO): mitochondrion; cytosol
Molecular function (GO): 4 iron, 4 sulfur cluster binding; aconitate hydratase activity
Source: RefSeq, a predicted model, not a curated record
AUGGCAAGCCUCAUGCAGCGCACUGCCCCGCUGCGUGCUCGCUGCCCUCUCGAUCUCGGCUCCCGCGCCCGAGUCCCUCGCCGCACCUAUGCUGUCCCCGCGGCCAGCCAGUCCUCGCCGCGCCGCAAAGCUGCCGUCCCUCCCUACAAGAAAAUCCUGCAAAACUUCGAGGACGUGCGCUCGAUACUUGGUUCCCAGAAGCUGAGCUUGGCGGAAAAAAUCCUCUACUCCCACCUCGACAACCCUGAAGAGUCUUUGCUCGAGCACACCGACAAUGGCAAGAGCAUCCGCGGCAAUGCCAACCUCAAGCUCAAGCCCGAUCGUGUCGCCAUGCAAGACGCGUCCGCGCAGAUGGCCAUACUGCAGUUUAUGACGUGUAAUUUGUCUAGCACAGCGGUGCCGGCGAGCAUACACUGCGAUCACAUGAUCGUCGGCGAGAAAGGCGCUGAUACUGAUCUUCCGAACUCGAUCGCUGGGAAUAAAGAGGUCUUUGACUUUCUCGAGUCGGCUGCAAAGAAAUACGGAAUCGAGUUUUGGCCUCCUGGCGCGGGCAUCAUCCACCAGUCGGUGCUCGAGAACUAUGCCGCCCCAGGUCUGAUGAUGCUUGGUACCGACAGCCAUACACCCAAUGCCGGCGGCUUGGGAGCUAUUGCGAUUGGUGUCGGCGGUGCCGAUGCUGUCGAUGCACUCGUCAACGCGCCCUGGGAGCUCAAGGCCCCAAAAAUCCUGGGGGUGAGGCUAGAAGGCAAGCUCAAUGGCUGGGCGUCGCCUAAGGACGUGAUUUUGUAUUUGGCCGGCAAGCUCACCGUUCGCGGAGGCACAGGAUUCAUCAUCGAGUACCAUGGUCCUGGCGUCGACACUCUGAGUGCCACUGGCAUGUCCACGAUCUGCAACAUGGGCGCCGAAGUGGGAGCUACAACCUCUAUCUUUCCCUUCACCAACAGCCAUGUCCCCUAUCUCAAUGCCACUGGUCGCACAUCGAUCGUCGAUGCUGUACAAGGUAUUGCGUAUGGUUCAGAGAAAUACAACUUUCUAAAGGCCGACUCCGGCGUUGGGUAUGACCAGGAGAUCACCAUCGACCUCUCAGCACUGGAACCACACAUAAAUGGGCCAUUCACCCCGGACCUGUCGACGCCGCUGUCCAAAUUCAAGGACGCUGUGAAAACCAACAAGUGGCCUUCAACUUUUGGAGCUGGUCUGAUCGGCUCUUGCACGAAUUCAUCCUAUGAAGAUAUGACACGAGCGGAAGAUCUGGUUAAGCAAGCGCAUGCUGCUGGUUUGAAGCCGAGGUCUGAUUUCUUCAUCACUCCCGGCAGUGAACAAAUCAGGGCCACUCUCGCAGACAGCAAUACCCUCCAAACAUUUUCUGCUGCCGGCGGCACUGUCCUUGCCAACGCUUGUGGUCCUUGCAUAGGGCAAUGGAAACGAACCGACGGGGUGGAGAAGGGCGAAGAGAACGCGAUCUUGUGCUCGUAUAACCGAAACUUCCCUGGCCGCAACGAUGGCAACCGCAAGACGAUGAGCUUUUUAGCUUCCCCUGAGCUCGUGACAGCCAUGUCGUACUCUGGCUCCACUUCCUUCAACCCCAUGACGGACUCGAUCCCUCUACCAUCAGGCGAAGAAUUCAAGUUCCAGCCUCCAAAAGGCACUCGGCUGCCCGGCUCCGGCUUCUCCAUCGGGAACCCGGAUUUCAUGCCCACCACAGCUUCGCCCGACGCCGGUGUCCAAGUCGCGGUGGAUCCAGAAUCCGACCGUCUUGCCAUCCUCGACCCAUUUGAGCCAUACGGGGAAGGCGAGCUCACAGGUUUGAAGGUCCUCUACAAGGUCAAGGGCCAGUGCACCACCGACACAAUCUCCGCCGCAGGGCCUUGGCUGAAGUACAAAGGGCACCUGCCCAACAUAUCGGAGAACACCCUCAUCGGAGCCGUCAAUGCUGAAACCGGCGAGACGAAUGUCGCCUACGAUGCCGACGGAACCCAGUGCUCCAUCCCCGAACUCGCUAAGAAGUGGAAAGAGCAGAACCAGCCGUGGCUGGUGGUCGCCGAGGACAACUACGGCGAAGGCUCAGCUCGCGAGCACGCGGCCUUGCAACCCCGCUACCUCGGCGGUCGCGUCAUCCUGACCAAGAGCUUCGCACGCAUCCACGAGACGAACCUCAAGAAGCAGGGCGUGGUGCCCUUGACCUUUGCCGACAAGGCCGACUACGACAGGAUCAGCGCUAAUGAUGUGGUGGACACAGAAGGCCUGUACGAUGUCCUGCAGAAUGGCGGCCAGGGCGAUGUCAGCAUCAAGGUCACCAAGAAGGACGGUCAGAGCUUCACCAUACCCGUCAAGCAUACGCUGAGCAAGGACCAAUGCGGCUUCAUACUUGCAGGCAGUGCACUGAACCUCCUGGCAAAAAGCAGCGCGUCAUCAUUAUCAUGA